AUUCUUCUUUUUUGUGUGGGGGAGGAGCGAGCGAGCGAGCCACUGCCAUCAAGGCCGAUCGCAAACAAAGGAGAGAGGAAAUUUUUCUAGAUGGCGCGGGAGAAAGGAGAGAAAAGGAAUGUAGCAGCUUUCCAGUGUCGAUCCAUGGAGUUUUUUUUCUCCUCCUUUUCCAGAGUGGUCUCUUGAUGGUUCCAUCCCAUAGGCGCCUUCCAUUUGUUUUCUUUCGCUCCACUGUUUGGGAUUUUUUUGUGAUCGCCCACUACUCAUCCUCGAUUUGUUCUCGUUUUUUUUUUCUUGUGGGUUCCCUCAAAAGCUGGAAUUGUCACCGCCCACCAGAUGGAUCAUCCCAGCAGAUGAGGAUCCAGUUCUCCUCAUUCCUCCAUCUUAGUUUUAAGCUCUUUCUUCCACCAAAGAUCAUUAACAAGGUUAGGUAGUGUUCUUCCAGUGAUCGAAUCCACGCGAGGGAGAAUGAAGAGCAGCCCGGAACGCAUCCAAGGUAGUGGCUUCCACCACAGCUUUGCAUCCAAGUCCUCGGAUUUCAAGGGCAGCUUCCUCCACCUGGAGAACAUCCAGGAGGAUUCGGCCGUGAGCUUUCCAUCGCCAACCCCGGGAUUCCCCGAGCCGGAGACGCCGCAAGAGCCCCUCGAAUUCCUCUCGAGGUCGUGGAGCAUUUCGGCGUUUGAGGUGUCCAAAGCUCGAGCGGCAUCGCAAACUUCCAUCGCGACGCCGCCGCCGCCGCUGCCGUCGGCGCAGGAUGAUUGCUCCACCACGAUCUCUUCCUCGCAAGAAUCCAACUUGGAAGGAGCGCCUUUCGUGUUCGCUCCCUCGAUGACUUCGCAGAUGGUCAUGGACAGGAUAAUGGAACACUCCUUGUUCACAACUCCCCGGAGGAAUUCCCACAGCAGUGGACCAUUGAUUUUCCACCAAAACAGCGGCAUUCUGGCCGCCAGCCCUCCGCCAUCGCCCAAGCAAUUCACAGACGAUCACCUCCAUCCCCACCACCAGCCCACUGCCGCCUCCAAAUCAUCCCAUCAGCUUCGCGGGAGAUCAUCCGUGGGACGAUGGUUUAAAGACAUGAAAGAGCGAAAGAAAGAGCUCAGCCGAGCACAUAACGCUCAAGUCCACGCCGCGGUUUCUAUGGCCGGAGUUGCAGCGGCGGUGGCGGCAGUGGCAGCGGCUACAGCGGCGGCGGCGACACCAUCGCCAUCGCCAUCGCCAUCUCCGUUUUCUCCAGCGCUGGACGAUCCUUCCUCGUCGUCCAAGACGACGAGCUUGGCUGUCGCUUCCGCGGCCUCGCUUGUCGCGGCACAGUGCGUGGAUCUGGCCGAGAGCUUGGGAGCCGAUCACGAUCACAUCACUCACGUUGUCAGCUCCGCCGUGAACGUGAAAACAGCGGGAGAUAUCAUGACGCUUACUGCCGCGGCAGCCACUGCUCUGCGUGGAGCCGCGACUCUCAAGGCUCGGACGCUCAAGGACGCAAAGAGCCAUGCAACCGUGACUCCCUACGACAAACACGCCUUACAUUUUAACAGUGGCGACCUGGGAUCCGAGGAUGGCGAGGCCGAGAGCUACACGCAAGAGGUUCUUAACAGAGGAUGCGAGUUUCUCAAGCGUUCCAAGAAAGGCGAGCUACAUUGGAGAACUGUGUCAGUGUAUAGUGAUCCCAACAAUGGCCAGGUAAUUGUCAAGAUCCAAAGCAAGCAUAUGGGACUAAGGAAGAAACGAAAAGGCAUUGUUCUCGACGUGGAUGCUAACAUUCCCGCAUGGCCGGGACGAUCGCUGCUCGACAACGGCGAGCAGCGGCGAUACUUCGGAUUGAAAACCGCGACUGGAAUGCUCGAGUUCGAGUGUAAGUCAGAGUACGAACACCGGCUAUGGACACAAGGCAUAGCUCAUUUACUCCAUCUCUCCAGCCAACAUUCUGUGGCACUCACCACAACUUCCACACAAUCAUCGACUAAAAGGCCAUAGCCAGGCCAAAGAAAAAAAGAAGAUAGAAUGAAUAUAGUUCUAUUUGUUCUCGAGCUGGGAGCUAUGGAGCCAAUUCAACACACAAGAAAGCAAAGAAGUGUAUAGCAAAGAGAAGAAGAAACUUCUUUCUUUCUAGUAGUACGGAAGAGUAGCACUUUGCUGCGUUAGGGAAUCGAAUGCGACGGGAAAAUGCGAUUGCUAAUCGAUUUCUUUCUGGAUUC
Molecule: messenger RNA, 2192 nt
Organism: Selaginella moellendorffii
Lineage: Eukaryota; Viridiplantae; Streptophyta; Lycopodiopsida; Selaginellales; Selaginellaceae
Product: VAN3-binding protein
Exons: 7
Coding region: 469-1971 (500 amino acids)
Source: RefSeq, a predicted model, not a curated record